Molecule: messenger RNA, 806 nt
Organism: Dinoponera quadriceps
Lineage: Eukaryota; Metazoa; Arthropoda; Insecta; Hymenoptera; Formicidae
Gene: e(r)
Product: enhancer of rudimentary homolog
Exons: 4
Coding region: 329-640 (103 amino acids)
Source: RefSeq, a predicted model, not a curated record
GCAGCGUGCGCUCUGUUUCAACGUGGUUUGAAUAUUUCUUUUCUUGAUGCAAUUAAAAAAUACUGUCGAUGUUUAAUGAGAUAACUUUAUCCGUUGAAAUUUCUAACGAAACAAGUUCUCCUGUUCAUCCUUCUGCUCCCGGAUAUAAUACAAGAGGUCGAAGUUAGCUGUCUAGUACAUAUAAGUGUCCAUGGCCUAUGUUCGCUUGUGACACUCUAGUGCAGGAUAUAAAGUGCUUGAGAUAGGAGCCGCUCGGAUCGCUGCUCUCGAGUCGUCGACUGUUGCAAUUUUGCGCCUGAAAUCGGCCAAAGUCACACACACGCCGAAGAUGUCGCAUACAAUAUUACUUGUACAGCCUGGUCACAGACCUGAAACAAGGACCUAUUCGGACUAUGAAAGUAUUAACGAAUGCAUGGAAGGUGUUUGUAAGAUAUACGAAGAACAUCUGAAAAGACGAAAUCCAAACACACCAACCAUCACCUAUGACAUAAGUCAAUUAUUUGAUUUUGUUGAUCAAUUAACAGACUUAUCAUGUCUUGUAUACCAAAAGUCAACCAAUACCUAUGCCCCAUACAAUAAGGAUUGGAUUAAAGAAAAAAUAUAUGUAUUAUUGCGCAGGGCUGCAGGGCAUAGCGAGUAAAUAAUACAUGAACAUAAAGAAAUACGUUUAAAUGGAUAAGAUAAUUUUAAGUAUACAAUUCUAUAUUGUUACUCUUCUAAUAUGUAACUUAUAUUUUAUUACUUUAACAUAAUUAUGUCAUACACUUUUCUUUUUUUGCGCAUAAAAUAUACUGUCCAUUUCGAAA